This is a messenger RNA of Crotalus tigris (Tiger rattlesnake), 2466 nucleotides long. RefSeq names its product olfactory receptor 2G3-like. The transcript is spliced from 3 exons. NCBI's taxonomy places the organism in Eukaryota, Metazoa, Chordata, Lepidosauria, Squamata, Viperidae. The coding region runs from base 848 to 1780 and encodes 310 amino acids. Gene Ontology annotation, molecular function: olfactory receptor activity; G protein-coupled receptor activity. The record is from RefSeq and is a predicted model, not a curated record. Gene Ontology annotation, biological process: G protein-coupled receptor signaling pathway. Gene Ontology annotation, cellular component: membrane.
UUAAUCCAGUUCUAUUUAUUUCCUUAGAUACUUAAAUAAGUAUCUUAAAUAGAAUGCUAUAAGAAGUCAGUCGUAUUUGAGGGUACUUAAUAGAUGAUUUAAUGCUAAUUGAUUUUAGGAGUAUGCUAAAUAUUCUGUGCUUCCUUUUCCUCUUCUCUCUCAGUUUCUGUUAAAAUAUACAAGUAACUUUUCAGCUUAAAAUUAUAAAAUUAUUAGUGAAAUUGUCUCAUAGUCUAUGGUGUCCAUAAGUAUAAUAUGUGUGUUCUUUGUUAUAAAUAAUUAAUAUACUUAAUGCCUUGAUUUAUAUAUAUUGAAUUCAAUAUACAUAUAUUGAAUUAAUAACCAUGAAGGUGAAAGGGAGAAAAAGACUGAAAGAAAGAAAAUAAACCCUGAUAUAAUAUAAUUUGCUUUUGAAAGCUCACAUAUAGCUGAUUUUUGCAACUUGUCUUGAUUUUGAAACAUCAUAGCAAUAAGUCUGACUACAUAGCAAUAACUCUGGUAACACAAGUACCUAGGGCAAGUACCUAGGGCAGAACUGUAACCACCAUUAGCUACUACCAUCAUCAUUAUUUUCAUCAUUUCUUAUCUAUCUUCAACUAAUAGCAAUGACAAAGAGGAUUUUUUUAAAAAAAUGCUGUUCGUGGAUAAGUUUGGAAAAACAGUUUUAUUAUCUCAUGGAAAGAAGAUUGCAAUCUUACAUGCAAUUUUUUGGGGGCGGAGAGAGAAGCCUCUUAAUAUAGUUAGACUUAUUUCCAUGUAAACAUGCCAAGAAAAAAAAUGAAAAUAUAAUGCAAGAUCAGACUAUAGUUUUCUCAAUAACUACAUUCAAUGGAAUACAGUGAACCAAAUGAAUCAAACUGAAGUCUGGGAAUUUGUUCUUUUGGGAUUUUCGGAUUACCCCAUGUUGGAGCCAGUGCUUUUUGCCAUCUUCCUCCUCAUCUAUCUCCUUAUCCUGCUUGGCAAUAUUGGUAUCAUUAUACUGGCUGCUACAGAUUCACAUUUGCACACUCCCAUGUACUUUUUCCUUCAAAAUCUGGCAUUUCUUAACCUUUGCUAUACCACUGCUGUGAUCCCCAAAAUGUUGUCCAACAUGAUAUUGACUAAGAAAAGCAUAUCCUAUCACAUGUGCAUGGCACAAACAUAUAUUUCUCUCUUUAUGGGAGCAGCAGAAUGUAUCCUACUGGCUGUGAUGGCUUUUGACCGCUUUUUAGCAGUGUGUCACCCCCUGCGUUACACCAUAAUAAUGAAUAUCCAAUCCUGUAUUAGAAUUUUAGCUGCUUCUUGGACUGCUAGCUUUCUAGUUUCUGUUGUCCCACUCUAUCUUUCUUUGCCUCCACUUUGUGCCCCAUAUGUCAUUAACCAUGUUUUCUGUGAGGCUCCUGUUUUACUGCACAUGAUUUGCACUAAUACCUCUUUAAAUGAAUUAUUAAUGUUAGUUGGGGGCCUAGGCACACUAAUGCUGCCCUUUAUCUUGAUUCUGAUUUCAUAUGGCUAUAUUAUUGCUGCAAUAAUGAGGAUCCACAGCAUUAGUGGCAGAUGGAAAACCUUUUCAACAUGCUCUUCUCAUUUGACAGUGGUGAUAAUCUAUUAUGGGUCAGGGAUGUUCAUAUAUAUGAAGCCAAAAUCCAGUUACUCACCAGAGCAUGAUAAGUUAAUUUCUGUAUUUUAUUCUGUUAUCAAUCCACUGCUGAACCCUAUAAUAUAUAGCUUUAGAAAUAAGGAAGUCAAAGAAUCAUUAAGGAGAGCCUUUGGAAUAAAUGCAUUGGACAAGUCAUACUAAACACAGAGUUAAGAAAAAACAUAAAUUAUACUAUGUUUUCCAAAUUAUAUAAAAUUAUAUGAAUUUAAAUAAAUACAAUAUAUUAUUAUUAGCAAAAAUAAUAAAUAUGAAUAUCCAAUUGAUACACUAUUGGAAGAAGAUCAAAAAGAGACAAAACAAAAUCAUUAAUUAUAUUAUGUAUAAUUAAUCAGGCAAAAACAUUAACACAAGAUAUACUAGCUUAAAACUGGGGUGUCUUUAAAAAAGGGUGGGCUAAUAGAACAUUAAUUAAUUAAAUUAUCAUGACUCUCAUAUAAUAAUUUUAAAUGGCUACCAUUUUAAAUUGUUUUAAUAAGUCCACCUUUUCCAAAGUUUCAUUGUAUUGUUUGCAUUGUUCAUUUGUGUUCAUUUUGGAUUUUAGAAUUUUGAGAGAAUUGUGUACAUUAAGAUUACAUUAAAGGAAGAUGUGACGACAAAAAGUUUAGGAAUCCUUGUUGUAAACUAAAGAAAAUCUAUUAUGUGCAUUACAAGAGAGGGUUUAUUUGUAAAAUAUGUUAUUAUUGUCUUCUCUUGAUCCAUAGCAUUGUUAUAGGUGUCUCAACAGCUAAAGAUGUAUUUGAUCCAUUACCCCGAUUUUCCUUUUUAAGCUGUAUUAUUAAUCCAUCCUACAGUAAAAAUAUCAUUGUAACAUUAAAGCUGCCAUCAGA